GCCUAAAAGAGGUCCUUUUUCCUGAUGAUGUGUAUGCUUGAAAGAUCAACGUGAACCUAAACGAAACGGAGAAAACAAUACAUUGCAUAACUUUCGUUUACAGGCUUUUGUUUGUUUUGUUACCGUGUUUUGGUGGCGUCUUUAACGGUCACUGAAGAUGGAUAUGCUUUACCAUCAGACCAAUAAACAAAUUCAGGAUGUUCAGUCUCAGAUGGGGCGACUGGAGACAACAGAUCGACAAUCAGUCCACUUACUUGAGAAUGAACUUCAAGCAAGAAUUGACCAGAUCUUUAAUCAGCUGGAGCGUCUCGAGAUACUAGCCAGUAAAGAGCCGCCAAACCGCUGGCAAAAUGCAAAACUGCGUGUUGAUCAGUUGAAGUAUGAUGUGCAGCAUCUUCAGACAGCCCUGAGGAACUUCCAGCACAGACGCUACGCUCGCGAGGCUCAGGAGAGAGAAAGAGAGGAGCUCUUGAGCCGAAGCUUUACAACAAACGAUGCAGACACCUCCAUCCCUAUUGAUGAAACCCUGCAGUUUAAUAGCAGUCUACAGAACGCUCACAGAGGAAUGGACGACCUGCUGGGCUCUGGCUCCAGCAUCCUUAACGGCCUGAGAGACCAGAGGAGCACGCUUAAGGGUACCCAUAAGAAGAUGUUGGAUGUCGCGAACAUGUUGGGUUUGUCGAACACGGUCAUGCGUUUCAUUGAGAAGCGAGCGUCACAGGACAAGUUCAUCAUGAUGGCUGGAAUGCUGGCUACUUGCUUUGUCAUGUUCCUGGUGGUUAAAUACCUGAGCUGAACUCUCCCAGCUUUAUCCGACCCUGCUGCUCGAUCGCGUCAGUGGAUCAUUGCGGUUUUCAUGCCACAUGCAUCACAUCUAUGAAAACUGCACAGGUGUCCUGAAAGAAACAUAACAGAACUGCCUCUUUGCAGGAUGACUGCCACUCUCAACAUCACAAACCUUUUGUGUCUCUAGUCUUUCGUCUUUAAAUGUGUUUUGAAAUCCUUUCAUAACUUUCCUCUGAGCUAAUUCAGAAAUAAGCAGCAAAUUUGUCUUACUGCUCUUUAUUUUGUAGUCCAGACUGAACUAAAACCUUUAUUAUCCCCGGUAUUAUAAAAGCAUUGGAGCAAAUAAUAAUAAAAAAUAAUAAUUUAAUUUAAAAUGUAAUGGUUAGAGAAUUGGUCUGUUAUCUGGCUCUUCAUUGCCGCCACAUGGACAACAAACCAAAAAUGUUUGGUUAUUCAGUGCUGUGUACUGUAUUGUUCAUAAAGGUCCUAACCUCUAAAUACAAAUGUCUGUGCAAUAAACUCAAAUAGCCACAUACAUCCAGCUGCCUUGAGAUGUAAAACUCUACACUUGUUUCAUGUUGUUAAACUGCAAGUGUGUACGCCUGGAUCUAAGCAGGAGCCACAGCCUCCGGCAAACAGGAAAUGAGACGUCUUAUUGGACAUCUGCUGCAUGGAUCUUGACACUCUGUGUGCGCACAUUCACACAUGCUCAAGACCCCAGCAGCAAAUCCUCAACAAUGUCCUCCUGCAACAGACAUGCAUCAAAAAAAAUACCACAUAAUUUCUUAAUGUAGACUCAUUUUA
Carassius carassius (crucian carp) is the source of this 1590-nucleotide messenger RNA. RefSeq names its product Golgi SNAP receptor complex member 2-like. Gene Ontology annotation, biological process: intra-Golgi vesicle-mediated transport; vesicle fusion. Gene Ontology annotation, cellular component: late endosome membrane; endoplasmic reticulum membrane; Golgi apparatus. The record is from RefSeq and is a predicted model, not a curated record. Bases 158 to 796 code for a protein of 212 amino acids. The transcript is spliced from 6 exons. Gene Ontology annotation, molecular function: SNAP receptor activity; SNARE binding. NCBI's taxonomy places the organism in Eukaryota, Metazoa, Chordata, Actinopteri, Cypriniformes, Cyprinidae.